UCUCCGCCCCGGCCGCCAUUGCCUCGUGCCCGCGCUGGUCGGUUGGUGGCGCCUUUGUCCUACGGCGGGCAGGUGGGCUGAGGCGGAGGCGGCAGCGGCGGGCCUAAGGCGAAGAAGCGGCCGGGAGCCCGCCGCGCUGGUAGCGAUAUUAAUAAGGCAGCGGAAAGAAGAAAUAUGAAUACGGCUCCAUCAAGACCCAGCCCCACACGAAGGGAUCCAUAUGGCUUUGGAGACAGCCGAGAUACAAGACGCGAUCGAUCCCCCAUUCGAGGAAGUCCAAGAAGAGAGCCCAGGGAUGGCAGAAAUGGCCGGGAUGCUCGAGAUAGCAGAGACAUGCGAGACCCCCGAGAUCUGCGGGACCACAGAGAGAGCAGAGACAUUCGGGAUCACAGAGACAGCAGAAGUAUGCGUGAUGCUCGGGACAUGAGGGAUCCUAGAGACUUUCGUGACCUAAGAGACUCUAGGGAUUUUCGAGAUCACCGGGACCCCAUGUAUGACAGAUACAGAGAUAUGAGAGACUCCCGAGAUCCCAUGUACAGGAGAGAAGGCUCUUACGACCGAUACCUGCGAAUGGAUGACUACUGCAGGAGGAAGGAUGACUCUUACUUUGACCGUUACAGAGAUAGCUUUGAUGGACGAGGCCCUCCAGGCCCAGAAAGUCAGUCUCGUGCAAAAGAGCGUUUGAAACGUGAGGAACGGCGUAGAGAAGAGCUUUAUCGUCAGUAUUUUGAGGAAAUCCAGAGACGCUUUGAUGCUGAGAGGCCUGUUGAUUGUUCUGUGAUUGUGGUCAACAAGCAGACUAAAGAUUAUGCUGAAUCUGUGGGGCGGAAGGUUCGAGACCUAGGCAUGGUAGUGGACUUGAUCUUCCUCAACACAGAGGUGUCACUGUCACAAGCCUUGGAGGAUGUUAGCAGGGGAGGGUCUCCCUUUGCUAUUGUCAUCACCCAGCAACACCAGAUUCACCGCUCCUGUACAGUCAACAUCAUGUUUGGAACCCCACAAGAGCAUCGCAACAUGCCCCAGGCAGAUGCCAUGGUGCUGGUGGCCAGAAAUUAUGAGCGCUAUAAGAACGAGUGCCGGGAGAAGGAACGCGAGGAGAUUGCCAGACAGGCGGCCAAGAUGGCCGAUGAAGCCCUCCUCCAGGAAAGAGAGCGGGGAGGCCCUGAGGAGGGACUGCGCGGGGGGCACCCUCCAGCCAUCCAGAGCCUCAUCAACCUGCUGGCCGACAACAGGUACCUCACUGCUGAAGAGACUGACAAGAUCAUCAACUACCUUCGAGAGCGGAAGGAGCGGCUGAUGAGGAGCAGCGCCGACUCUCUGCCUGGCCCGAUUUCCCGUCAACCACUCGGGGCGACCUCGGGUGCCUCGCUGAAGACACAGCCAAGCUCCCAAACGCUCCAAAGCGGCCAAGUGCUCCCCUCUGCUACACCCACUGCAGCGGCACCCCCCACCUCCCAGCAAGAGCUUCAGGCCAAAAUCCUCAGCCUCUUCAAUAGUGGCACGGUUGCGGCCAAUAGCAGCUCUGCAUCCCCCUCAGUUGCUGCCGGAAACACCCAGAACCAGAAUUUUUCCAUAGCAGCGAACAGCCAGCCUCAGCAAAGAUCACAGGCCUCUGGCAAUCAGCCUCCAAACAUUUUGGGACAGGCAGGAUCUGCUCGGAACAUGGGCCCCAGGCCUGGGGCUCCUUCCCAAGGGCUCUUUGGCCAGCCUUCCACUCGCCUGGCACCCGCCAGCAACUUGGCUAGCCAGAGGCCCGUGUCUUCCACAGGAAAGGAAAACAGGACUUGUGAAGAGGCCUUUCCUGGCCAAAGGCGAAUGGAGAGUGGGGUGCUCUCCUGUUUUGAUUUUGUCUCACUUGCCGCCCUCUGUCCAGCCCAUUAUGCAAGGAGUUGGCAGAAGCAGAGUCACAGCCCACCACUUCAGCCCAGGAGUGCUCAGGACCCCAGAAGGCUAGACCCAGCUGCGUCUGUCAGAGGGAGGUUCUUUGGAGGAUGAGCGUGGGGAGUGCUGGUGUCUGAUACCUCCGACUUCUGAUUACUACCCGGAAGAAUCUAUCCAGCCCCCUGAUCAAAUUUCAGAGGGGCCUUGGCCUAACCGGCAGACAUCCAAACCUACCUCCAGCCACACCUGGCCCAGUCUAGGUGGCACCAGCUCCAGCUCUGCCUUGGGCUCAAAGGAAAGGAGGUGGUGAGGUCAGGAGUACCCAGUAGCCUCAGCUCUGGGAGGUGGGCAGGAUGUCUAACUAGAUGCAAAGUUCAGGGCCCUGGGGCUGAAGGUACUGUACCCAGUCCCAGAGGGCGCUGGAACGAGCAUGCAGUGCCUGCCGCCCUUAGUAAGGUGCCCUGGGGGAAGGGAGCCCGGCCAAUGCGGUUUCCCUAAGGGUAGAGGGCACCUGCAACCGGGCUGGUGGAGCAGAAGCGCCAAGGACUGGUGUUGGAGAAGCCAAAGGCCUUGGCUCCUAGUUGGAGGAGGGCAGAGAGGCGCUAAGAACAAAGCACAUAGCGACUCCAGCCCUCCCCCACGCCCAGGUGCCUGGGAGACGCAGCUAGAGGCAGCGAGGCCGGGCCCCGGGACGCGGAGAAGGCGGCUGGGUCCCCGAGGCCAGAGCUGCCAGAUGGACACAGAGGAGGGAACAUCAGGGACAGCGCUGGGGCCUCCCCGGUGAGUCCGGCCCCCAACCCAGAACCGCCCCCGCCUCCCUCAUCUGUCCCAGGGAGGAAACUCCAGGGGAAGGGACGCCCUCCAGCUCCCCGAUUUCAGUCUUUGGCGAAGAGCCAUGGGAUAGGAGGAGCAGGCGACAAGCCGAUUGAGGAGAGCCGCCUGCUCCCCCAGCGAAGGCACCGGGGCGGGGCUUCCUCGGUGGGGCGAGGGCCUCUCUCGGUUUCUCUUCCUUGAGGAGCGCCCCUCCCCUAUCCUGGCCCCAGCUUGCAUAAGAGCCGAUGAGAAGAGGCUGUGCCUGUCUCUGCAGCCACAGUGGAAGCUCACUCCGCUGGGAGGCGAAUCCAGGAAAAGCUGGACACUUGUCUCACUUCGUCUCCGAGAAGAACUAGAGGGAAGGGUCGGAAGCCAAGGGCGCGAGGAAAGGGUGAGGAGACGUCGAGGGGGUGUCGAGGGACCACGACUCCCGCCUGGGCCUAAAGCACUUUUGCUCUCAAAACUCUCGGACGUCAAGGAAAACCCAGCCUCCCGAGGCCUCCGCCUUCCCUGGGCGCCCCCAGCGGGAGAGCUCGACAGUGGCGAGAAGAGAAGUCCGUUGCGCUUCUAGUCACAGAAAUAUGGGGACGUUAAAAAUACACGCGAUGUCUCCUGUACACUAUGUAUAGGCUCGGCCGGCCGGCGCCUGCGGCCGCGCGAAGACAAGUGACGUAGACGGCGGAGCGCAGUCUCCCCACCCCGCGCCCUCCGGGCCGCCGGGGGAGGGGUGCAGAGCGAGGACGGGGCGGGGCGCGGGAAGAGAGGGAAAGGGCCGCGCGGACUACCGGGGGUCCUCAAAGCCCCAGCUCCGCUCCUCUCUGCGCCUCCUCCGACCUUUAUUGCAGCGUCUCCUCCGGCGGGGCGAGGCCGGGCUUAGAAAAAGGGCAGCCGGGGCCGACAGGGCGACGCGCCAACGGGGCGCUCGGGGCUCUGGUCUCCGCGCGGGGCGGUCCUCUCCGAGUCAGCCCCGACCGACGUGGCCUCCGGGCUUCAGGCAGCGGGGAAGGGGGCCAGGGCGCGGGCACAGGGUCUGUGUGUAAACGGUGACAGCGGCGGGGGGCGCGGCGAGGGCUCCGGGGCCGCGCGGGCCGGACGCGCUUGGGCCCGGGUGGCAGGUCCUGGCUCUCAGGAGUAGAUGGUGAUGACCUCGCGGCCGCCGCCGCGGACCAGCAUCACCCGGUCCAGGUGCUCGGUGAGGACCUCGAGGAACUCCAUGUCUGAGCGCCCGUCAAGGAGAAAGACCGUCCCCUUCCCUCCCGUUGGAAUUAGGGCCGCGCGUGUUGGGCGCCAGGGGAACGCUGGGUUCGCGUCCCUGUUCGCGGUGCUGAUUCUGAAGCAGACCCGUCUCAACUCUUCCUUCCCAGGGCCAGGACCUAAGUCCCCUGACAUCCACCUCCCGCUUCCUCCCAAUUUUAAGCCCAGGAUACAAUUUUCGUCACCGUUGCGGUUGCGGGGAGGCCCUGGCAUGUUGAGCAAAACAAGCUUGGCGUCCCGGGAUUUCUUGACGAUGACCUCGUUCAGCCGCACAGCGGUGUGCAUGCGCCGCACGUUGGACUGGUUCCUGAGGGAGGGACGGAGGGAGGCACGUAAGGCUGGGAGAAGGGAGAGUUGGAUCCAGUCGCCCUUCCAGCCCCCCCACCCCAGCACUGGGCUGCUGGGAUCUAGUCCUUGCAAGCCAGGGACCACCAACCCUAGACUUCUCCAAACUGGGCUAUUCAGAGACCCCAGAGGUCAGGGGCACAAACUGAGGGUUCAUGGUGGAGUGAGAAGAGGAGGGACCCUGGCCAACCUAGGUGAGAAGUUAAAAAUUCUGAAGCACUUACAAGUUCUCCCACUCCCUUCGGGAAACAUAAGAGAAGCAAAGAGAGGAAGAAAAAGAGAGGGGUCAGAAAAAGCAGGAGAAGCUGAGGACUACCUGAGCCACCAUCAACCACCCUGUGUGCAAACUGGUCCCGCUCUCCCAGCCCCCCAGGCUUCGCCUUUCCACUGCCUGCCCCAGGGAGUUCUGACCCUUAGCAAUCAAGCCCAAUCUGAGUCCUCAGAUGGGGAAACCAAGACAAGGUCUGGGCGGGGUCUUCCGACUACCAGGCCAGGACCCCUUCUGCUCAUUUGCUCUGCCAUGGGGAGCAAGGACCCUGUAGGCUCACCCCAGACCCUAGCCCUUAGCCCCCAGGCCCAUACGGCUUCAUGCUGAAGAAGUCCUUGAUGCCCUCUGAGGAGACAGGACUGGGGCCCUUGUUCUUCUCUGCCACAGAUUUGUCCUUGGUCCAGGUGAGAUGCACUUUCUCUGGAUCUGCCUCGCCCUCCCGUUCGGGCUCCUCCCCCGGGGAUGGUGAGCUGCUGGGGCAGCUGGGAGCACUCUGGUCAUGGAUCAGCUGCACCUGAGGGAUAAAAGAAGGGACAACAUGUGACUCCUUCGGAGGCCAAAGUUCCUGCUCGCACUGGCUGGAGCCAAACCACCCCGCUGCGUACCUCCUCUUCCGGCUUCUCCUCGCUGUCACCAGCUGUCUCUUCUGGGACGUUGAGGCGAAGCCGAGUGUUGGCUGGAUUCUUUCUCCGGAUUGAGCCCCGAGACUCAUCUGUGAUACUCUGGAUCUAGGGAGUGACACAUGCUGGUGCCAGCUCUGCUGGAAAUCACUACCCAUGCCCGCCCUGCAAAGAGCUGCCCCCAGAGCUGAUGUUCAGCCAGGAUGUGCACUUUCGGGAUCCCUACCAGUUGUUAAACUAUUGCAAUGCUUCCACAUCAAAUAGCUAUUGCCGCCACUGACCUGGCCACUCCAACCCCUCUCCAGGACCCCUGACCUCUCCACUAUCCAGCAACCAAAGGGUUAGCACCUGGGCCAGCUGGGCUCUACCUUAGCACUAUGGCCCAGUGCCAGUUCUGAUUGGUCAGAGCACAUGCCAUUUCUUACAAUUUUACUGUCACCCACCUCCAAGAUCUCUUCUGUCCCCAACCCCCAGGGUACCAUAGCUCAUUUCCCCAAGGACCCCACUCCCUGGGGUGGGGCUUUCAUUCAAAUGCCAGAGGGCCAGUGGUCCCACAUUACCCACACUGGGGAGAUCUUACACCCAUACCCCAUGAGAGCUCAUCAUUGUUACCCCUGAGAACCCAGUUGGAGGUUUGCCCCCAACUCUCAUCAUCAGCUGCAUCCUGAAAUAUCCAUCUGUUACCCACUCUCUAAGCCUCUCGAAGGGUCUGUCACAUAAUCCCUUGUCCCCCACACUGGCAGCCCACGCCCCUGAGGAAUCAUCCAUACAUAUUUAACAUCCACUAUUCUCCCUUGGGCCCCAGAAGUCACAUAGUGAGCGGAAGAUCUGUCACGCAUGCCAAAGCCCCUCUGCAUCCUGGCUGGGAGGCUUGAGAGAUGCAGCCGCUGUGUGUACCCCUGCUGCUGGGGAACCCAGUGCCAGAAGGUGGCAGUGCCAAUGGCCAGGAGUGGGCCAUCCCAAACCCGUGCACGCCCAGAGCUGGCAGCAGCUUGAGACUCUCCGAGCCCAGCCAGGGCAACCUCACCUCCCUCUCCCGCUCAUUCUUGGUUAAAUGCAUCUGCUUGAGGAUCUGGGAACGCUGCUCCAUCACCAGCGUCUUCUCGUAGGUGUAAGC
Molecule: messenger RNA, 6298 nt
Organism: Lagenorhynchus albirostris (white-beaked dolphin)
Lineage: Eukaryota; Metazoa; Chordata; Mammalia; Artiodactyla; Delphinidae
Gene: NCOA5
Product: nuclear receptor coactivator 5
Exons: 10
Coding region: 175-1995 (606 amino acids)
Biological process (GO): regulation of signal transduction
Cellular component (GO): nucleoplasm
Source: RefSeq, a predicted model, not a curated record